This is a messenger RNA of Odobenus rosmarus divergens (Pacific walrus), 1155 nucleotides long. RefSeq lists its product as uncharacterized. The record is from RefSeq and is a predicted model, not a curated record. The transcript is spliced from 6 exons. The coding region runs from base 1 to 1155 and encodes 384 amino acids. Lineage: Eukaryota; Metazoa; Chordata; Mammalia; Carnivora; Odobenidae.
AUGGUUGUCAUUUUCCCAGCAACAGGCUCCCUCCCAUGCGGAUCCCGACGGAGGCGGCUUGUUUUGAAGCCAACGCAGCAAGGGGCUCUGCACGCAUUGUUCCAGCAGAAUCCAUACCCAGGCAUUGCCACCAGAGAACGACUGGCCCGAGAACUAGACAUUCCAGAAUCUAGGAUCCAGGUGUGGUUCCAGAACCAGCGCAUGAGACAGAUAAGGCAAAGCCGAUUGGCGUCUACCAAAUCCCAAGAGCAAGGGCCAACACAUGGACAGGAACAGCCUCCAUCUUGGACUCAAGAACAUUUCACAAAGGAUGGCAGGAGAAAACGGAUAUCCAUUUCUCCAUCCCAAACCAGUAUCCUCCUACAAGCCUUUGAGAAGAACCACUUUCCAAGCAUUGCUACCAGGGAACACCUGGCCAACUUCACAGGUCUUCCAGAAUCCCGCAUUCAGGUACAUUUUCAGAGUGUGGCACAUGAGUUGUUCAGUGUGGAAGAGAUAGUGGUUCCUGAGACAUUGUUGUGGAAUCAUGAGCUCCUUGGAGUUAUCCACAGGAUCCAAUGCCCAGGCAAUGGGGGCAAAGUCUUGAACUUGCAAGUCUGGUUCCAGAACAGAAGAGCUCGGCACCCAGGGCAGAACAGAAGUGGCCCUGUGAAGGACAUGGAAGUACACCCCAAACCCAAUCCUCAUGUGACAGUCCCAGUGGAACCAGGCCUCCUGGCCAGUGUCCCUAUAAGCUCUCCUCGACUGGCUCUGUCCAAUCCUCUGGGAAGCAUGCAGGGCCUUCCUGCAGGGACAACUCCCAUUCCCUGCAUGGGCUUUGCCCCUCCAGUUUUCUGCGAACACCAGCAGCAUCAUGAGCAUGCUGGCAUGGCACCCCUGCCCUUCCAAGACUACCCACAGCCUCUACCUGACUAUCCUUGCCAAUGGUGGCCUGUUCCUUCCAUAUCGGUGAGCUUUCAGGGCCCUGGCAUGUGUGCAACACGGAGCCACCACUCUGAGAAAUCACCUGCCAGAGAAGGUGUCCACGUGGAAGCUGGCAGGAAUCCACCAGCUAGCAGGCUAUUGCUCAUGGCCUUGGAGGCCAUGGCCCCAGGCGCUCUCAUCUGCAAGGACAUCCUCACACAACUGUGCCUUCCCUGGGAUCCUUCAAAGUGA